Molecule: messenger RNA, 1155 nt
Organism: Pedinophyceae sp. YPF-701
Lineage: Eukaryota; Viridiplantae; Chlorophyta; Pedinophyceae
Source: the annotation of a GenBank genome assembly
AUGGUCGCGCACAAGGGCCGCAGCUUCAGGACGUCCGUCGUGAGCAUGGGCCUGCGCACGGGUAUCGUCGGGCUCCCCAACGUCGGCAAGUCCACCAUGUUCAACGCGCUAACGGAGUCGUCUGGAGCACAAGCCGCAAACUUCCCCUUCUGCACGAUCGAGCCCAACACGGGCGUGGUCGAGGUGCCGGACCCGCGCCUCGCGGUGCUCUCCGAGAUCUCCAGCACGAAGAACACCAUCCCCGCGGUCGUCGAGUUCGUGGACAUUGCGGGCCUUGUUGAGGGCGCAUCCAAGGGCGAGGGGCUGGGGAACAAGUUCCUGGACGACAUCCGGAACGUCGACUGCAUCGUGCACGUCGUGCGGUGCUUCGAGGACGAGAACGUCGUGCACGUGUCCGGGCGGGUGGACCCCGUGCAAGACUCCCUGGUCAUUAACGGGGAGCUCGCGCUGUCGGACUACGCGCAGAUCGAGCGCCGGCUGGAGCGCAUGAAGAAGCUGGGGAAGAAGGAGGACCCGAAGAAGCUGGCGCUCGAGGAGGGGGCGCUGAAGCGGAUCAUGGAGGCGCUCGAGGAGGGGCUCCCGGCGCGGUCCGUGGAGCUGACGAAGGAGGAGGCCGAGCUCGUGAGGAACCUGAACUUGCUAACGAUCAAGCCGAUGAUCUACGCGGCGAACGUCGCCGAGGACGACCUCGCGGACAAGGGCGCGAGCAACGAGCACGUCACGGCCCUGCGCGCCCGGGCCGAGGAGGAGAACCAGAGCGUGGUCAUCAUGUCGGCGAAGGUCGAGGAGGAGCUGGUCGACCUGGACGAGGAGGAGCGCGCAGAGUUCCUGGCGGAGCUCGGCGCGGAGGAGGGCGGCCUGAAGAGCCUCAUUCGCGCGGCGUACAGCGCGCUGGGGCUGCAGACGUACUUCACCACGGGCGAGAAGGAGACGCGGGCGUGGACCAUCCGCAAGGGCAUGACUGCGCCGCAGGCUGCGGGGGUGAUCCACACGGACUUUGAAAAGGGGUUCAUUCGCGCCGAGACGGUGUCGUACGACGACUUCGUGGCCUGCAACGGGUACGGGAAGGCGAAGGAGACGGGCAAGCUGCGGCUGGAGGGCAAGGAGUACGUCGUGAGCGAAGGGGACGUGCUGCUGUUCCGGUUCAAUGUCUGA